AGAGGCGGCAGCGCGCGUGCGCCUUACGCCCGCCGCCGGGUAACGGUGGCGGGUCGGUGCGGGUGAUUUGUAUGAGGCUCUCGGUAACGGCUGCCGGGAGCAUCGGUGCCUCCACGUGUGCCUGCGGGACGGGGGGCUAUCUCUCAGAACGGCGGGCUGGCCGGGCGCGGGGUCACCGCCUGCCGCCGCUGCCUGUAAAGUGUCGGAGUAACUGCGGUGGGAGGAUCGGCAUGAGGCACGGCCUGGUUGGGAGACGCCCCAAGCCAGGAGGCUUCGGCCCGUGCUUGUGGCUGUGAGGACGUCGGCGCUUGUCGAUGCGUAUCUAACAGCAUGGAAACGUAGGUUUGAAUCCGCUUUUGUGGCAGUGUAUUGAAGAGACCUGAAGAUCACCUUACGCCUCAGCUUACCACAAACUGCAAACAGCAAAAUGACAGUCAGGUGAUUCAUGGCAGGGGACGUGGAAGGGUUUAGCUCCUCCAUCCAUGACACCAGUGUCUCUGCUGGAUUCAGAGCACUGUAUGAGGAGGGAUUGCUUCUUGAUGUCACACUUGUCAUUGAAGACCACCAAUUUCAGGCCCAUAAAGCACUGCUUGCCACCCAGAGUGAUUACUUCAGGAUUAUGUUCACAGCUGACAUGCGGGAACGAGAUCAGGACAAAAUCCAUUUGAAAGGUCUGACAGCUACAGGCUUCAGUCAUGUCCUCCAAUUCAUGUAUUAUGGAACUAUUGAACUGAGUAUGAACACUGUUCACGAAAUCCUUCAGGCUGCCAUGUACGUCCAGCUUAUAGAGGUGGUAAAAUUUUGCUGCUCUUUUCUCCUAGCUAAAAUCUGCCUAGAAAACUGUGCAGAAAUCAUGAGACUUCUGGAUGAUUUUGGUGUAAACAUCGAAGGAGUCAGGGAAAAAUUAGACUCUUUCCUGCUAGAGAAUUUUGUGCCGCUCAUGUCCAGACCUGACUUCCUUUCAUAUCUGAGCUUUGAAAAGCUCAUGUCUUACUUGGAUAAUGAUCAUCUGAGCAGGUUUCCAGAGAUAGAGCUGUAUGAAGCUGUUCAGGCCUGGCUGCGCCAUGAUAGAAGACGCUGGAGGCAUACGGACACCAUCAUUCAGAACAUCAGGUUUUGUUUGAUGACACCAUCCAGUGUUUUUGAGAAGGUAAAAACAUCAGAGUUUUACCGAUACUCCCGGCAGCUGCGACAUGAGGUUGACCAAGCCAUGAAUUACUUUCAUAGCGUUCACCAGCAGCCUUUGAUGGAAAUGAAAUCGAACAAAAUUCGUUCUGCCAAACCCCAGACUGCCGUGUUUAGAGGAAUGAUAGGACACAGUAUGGUAAACAGUAAAAUUCUUCUCUUGCACAAACCGAGGGUCUGGUGGGAACUAGAGGGUCCUCAAGUACCUUUACGACCAGACUGCCUUGCCAUUGUGAAUAACUUUGUGUUCCUGUUAGGUGGGGAAGAACUGGGGCCAGAUGGUGAGUUUCAUGCUUCAUCCAAAGUGUUUAGAUAUGACCCAAGACAGAACACUUGGUUACGAAUGGCAGACAUGUCUGUCCCGCGUUCUGAGUUUGCUGUUGGAGUUAUUGGGAGGUACGUUUAUGCAGUGGCUGGGAGAACCAGGGAUGAAACCUUUUAUUCAACUGAACGGUAUGAUAUUACUGAAGAUAAAUGGGAAUUUGUAGAUCCCUAUCCAGUCAAUAAAUAUGGACAUGAAGGAACUGUGCUGGGGAACAAGUUGUAUAUCACUGGUGGAAUUACAUCAUCUUCAACUUCUAAGCAAGUGUGUGUAUUUGAUCCCAGUAAAGAAGGGACAGUAGAGCAGCGAACAAGGAGAACUCAAGUGGUCACUAACUGUUGGGAGAACAAAUGCAAAAUGAAUUAUGCAAGAUGCUUUCACAAAAUGAUUUCUUACAAUGGUAAGCUUUAUGUCUUUGGAGGUGUCUGUGUGAUCCUCAGGGCUUCCUUUGAAUCUCAAGGAUGUCCCUCUACAGAGGUUUACGACCCUGAUACUGAUCAGUGGACUAUAUUGGCUUCUAUGCCAAUUGGUAGGAGUGGUCACGGUGUAGCUGUUCUGGACAAACAGAUAAUGGUUCUUGGAGGCCUCUGUUACAAUGGUCAUUACAGUGACUCAAUUCUCACCUUUGAUCCAGAGGAAAACAAGUGGAAAGAAGAUGAAUACCCAAGGAUGCCCUGCAAGCUGGAUGGCUUACAGGUCUGCAGCUUGCACUUCCCUGAAUAUGUUUUGGAACAUGUUAGACGUUGCAGCUGAAACAGAAUAAACACUCUCAGUGAAACAUGAAAAGCUGAAUCUUAUUUGUCAGAAAAAAAAAGUAGAUCAUUCCGAAAGUAAUGCCUCCUAUUUAUUUCCAAGGAAACUACGACAUACACAAAGAGCACAGUAACAUUACUUGAUUGAGCAAGUUCUUGGCUGCAAAAUGCUAUUUUUCACUAUAGUCACCACCAUGGGCUAUGCAUUCUCGACUGUAACGAGCAAGAGCCUGGCAUGCUGUGCUUGUGAAAACCUGUACCAGCGGAGUUGACCCAUUGUUCUAUGGCUGCUUUGAUGGCAUGGUUCAUAGGAAAAUGUUGUCCAUGCAGUCUGUCUUCCGUCGGCUCAAACAAAUGGAAAUCAGAAGGCGCCAAAUCCAGGUAAUACGAUGGAUGUGGUGAACAGUCCAGCCUAGAUUGGCAGUGUGAUCCACAGUCUUCAAACUAGUAUGGGGCAUGGAGUUACUAUGUUACAGGAGAAAGGCCCUCUUCUUUUUUGGUUUAUGUCACGUCCCACCUGUCAGCUAGUUGUCACGGCAACUGCUUUGCACUGCAAGUGUUUGAGACAUACCAAGCACACCCCAAAAGGUCAUAAAGUAUUUUUUGUUGAUCUUUUACAGCCUGGCUCUGGAUUAAGCCUUCAGCUUAAUCAGCGCUAUGAUGGAGCGGUCAGAGUUGAUGGUUUCUCUGGGUUCCAGGAAAUCUAGAAGGAUCACCGCCUUCAUAUCCCAAAAGACUGUGCACACAUUUUACCUGCUGACGGCUGCAUCCUGAACUUUUUGUGAGGAAUUCAUGCUCUGUGAACUGCUGUUUUGACACUGGCUCAAAAUUUUGACAGCAAAUCACAUUAUCAGUAAUGCGAUCCAGAAAACCGUCACUUUCAGCCUUGCACUGGAUUCCUGCUCAUAACUCACUGAUUCAAGCAAGUGGUCUGAUCGAGACACUCUUCAUUUCAUGAUGUGACAGCUGUGUACAGCCAUCUGGAACAUAGCUUGUCUUUCACAUCGCUUACCACUGCUGAAAUGCACCACCCGCUGCCUCACUGUGCUCACAUCCACUGUUGAUCUCCAGAAACGUUCAGCAUGCGUCAGUGAAUGUCAGUGGGUGCAAUUGUUUCCUGUUUUAUUGGAGGAAUUUCAGUCACACACACUUCACACCCACUUCCCCAGACUGCCCGUCUGCUGUCAUCUGUCACAUGGCGACAAAAUGUAGUGGACUAUUGGAGGGAAAGUUCAACUUCUACUGCUAUACCACCGCCAUCUGCCUCCGACAUUGUGAGCCAACAUAAUACAAUAGGAGGCAUUACUUUUGGAGCAGCUAACAUACAGUCUAGUUGAAUUCCUUCAGAGACAUUAGCAUGUUGUGUGUAAGGACAACUGCUAAAUGCUUAAGAGAAACAGGAUUUACAGGGAGAAUACUUACCAAGUUUGUUAGAAAAGCCAAUAGUUGGUCUGAUGCUGUAAAAGUUGUGGGAUUUGUUUUUGUUUUGUUUCAACAAAUGCAGUUGUAAACAGGGGAAAGAAAAUAUAUCUUUGGGGUGUGCUUAUUCUUUUGAUAGCAUUUCAUGUCCAUACUUGUUUGAUUUUUUUUUUGUUUUUUUGUUUGUUUUCCUGUGACCACAGUACCAGAUUUCUUCUGAAAUCAAUUGAAUUUAACAAAACAUUUGUGGAAGGAAGAAAGACCUGAUUCUCUUUUUUUAUUGAGCAUCGAAGUAGAACUCACAAGCUGUAGUAGGAUACAACUAAGUUUAAAAGAACAAAGCUAAAACCAUUUUUGCGUUUUAUGUUGUGUUUGGAUGCUCUUCCCAUUAAUUGCAAAGUACUUCUCACAUCUGCGAGGUGUUUCUGUUUUCCCUUAAAUGCUGUUAAGUAUAACCUCAGUCUCUUUGCAUGUGUUUUUUUUCCAAGUUUUGUAUAUUAGUACUGGUAAGUCUGCCAAAAUGUGAAUUACACGUUUUCUACUGAAUUGAAAAAACUUUAACUUUUUAAAAAUAUUAUUAUUUAAAACACUAUUUCUGUGCUGCCUUCUGUUGUCUGCAUUAUGUUUGUUGGUAAGUAAAGUAUGUACAUGCAUAUACAUUGUAAAAAAAAAAAAAAACAAAAAACAACCUUUUUACAUGCAGCUAUAUUUAAACCAGUGCACAAAUUCAGCCAUAUCUGUUAAAUUUAAGGUGUAGUUUUAUCCAUUAAUGAGCUAAGUAAGUCAAAGUUCUUACAUAACUGGAAGCAUCAUUUGGUAUCAAAGUAUCUUUAGCAUAUACUGAUUGAUUCAGUAACUUUAAAAUCCUUAUACUGACUUUACGUAAUGAGCUCUUAAUAAUUUGUUGUUUUAUAAAUUAUUUAAAAAAAAAAAAAAAAACCUAAAUACAUCUUACCUGAGUUUGUUUUAUGUAUGAAUGUGCUACCAGUCUUGUUUUUUAUGAAAAUGGAAAGUGUCAGUAAGCAAAUGCUCACCAGCACUGCUUUGACCCACAGGUAUUUUCAGAACUGGAUGUACUAUAGUGUAUUCUCAGCAGUGGCUUUGCUUGUACUCGUAUAGAAGUGAUAAAUCUUUUACUAAUAGUAGGGUUUUUUUUAAAUUAUUUGCUGCUGUGAACUACUGUGUUUUGAGUUAGGUGUUUGGAUGGCUACUACCAUUUGUGUUUCUACAAAAAAAAUAACAAAUUUCAUGGCUGUAGCUACUGACCUCAUAGUGCCUGAAAUGAAAUGUGCUGUUCCUGAGGGCUUUUAAUAACUCCAUUGUGUUAACUUGCAGAUAUCAGUAAGAAUGAUUUGCCAAGGUAUAAAUGAUGACAAUUCAAUUCUUACUUUCUUUAAUGUUGUAAAAACAAUCACUAAUAGAAUCUGAAGGAGAAACGUGGGUAACUCAAAGGCUUACACUUGGUUCAGGAGUGUAGGGAGAAAAUACUGAAACAUGCAUUUGCAUCUUCUAUAAAGUCUUAAGCUACUUUGCUUUUCUUUAAGCAGUAGACUUAAUAGACAGCACUGCAGAUCGACUUUAUUCAGCAUCUUCUAGUUAAAAAUCACUGUAGAAGAGGAAUGUACAGUACUCAGGGAGUUCAGAAGAAUGCACUUGCAGAAGGACCAAAAUCACUGCAAAAUGUCCUGUGUUAAAAAUAACACCUACUUACCCAAACUGAAUUUUAAAUCAUCAACAGAAGUGAAAACAACGUAUACAACUCCUCAUCUAUAUAAUUCGUGAUAUCUUUGUAGUAAUUAUGUUCUGGGUUGAGACGUGAUAAUCUAAAUCAGAUCAGUAGAUUUUUUUUUUCUUAAAAAUGACUUACUGAGCAUUUUCUUUCUAUAAGUUACCAGGAAGGAUAAUUUAUGCCAUCACAGCUGUAUUAAUGUUAUCUAUGCCGGUAGUGACUGGACCAAAUAUUGAUUUUCAGCCUUCUCAUGUAGACUAAGGGUUGCUUUUAAAUUUAAGUCUUUACUGAGUGAGAAAUAUCAUUUACUUUCCUAGUAGUCUAACUUAAAGCCAACUUCAUUUACACUAAAACCUCAGUUCUACUGUGAGACUUGUGCGUACAUUGUCCUUUGUAGGUGCAGAGAUGACCUGAUUCCAGUAGGUGCUGGCUGUGUGCAAGUAAAAAGGUUCUUCUGUAUCUAUCUCAAAGAGUAUUAGGGCACAAAAAAAAACCCAAAAGCUUUUUCUUUACUAUUCUUACUCUUUUUGUCACAAUCUCAUUUCUUAAUAAAUGUAUGGGGCAGCAAAAUCUAAUCCUGCUUGAGUAAGCUUCAGGGGAACUUAAUAAUAUGUAGCUCACUCUGAAAGUAAUGCCUCCUGUUUAUAUUCAUGGAAACUACAACAUAUGCAAGGAGCACAAUAACACUUUGAUAGAGCAAAUUCUGAGCUACAAAACUACUUUUCACCACAGUCGCCACCAUUAGCUAUGCAUUCUCAACAGUAAUGAACAAGAGCAUGCAUGCCACAGAUAUAAAAAUUUGUGUCUCCCACUGGUGGUGACCCACUGUUCCCCAGCAUUGAAAAUGUUGCCUAUGCUGUCCAUCUUUCUUCAGCUUGAACAGGUGGAAAUCAGGAGGCCCCAAAUCCAGACUACACAGUGGGUGUGGUAGGACAGUCCAGCCAAGAUUGGCAGUGUGAUCCAUGGUCUUCAAACAUGUAUGGGGCCUGGAGUUAUUGUGUGACAGGAGAAAGGUUGUCUUCUUCUCUGGCUUGACUCUGGAAGUUGGAGCCUUCAUCAUGAUGUAUGGGUCAGAGUUGAUGGUUUGUCCAGAUUCCAGGAAAUCCAGACAGAUCACCUUUCCUAUCCCAAAAGGCAUUACUGUACUUGCUGAGAGCUGUGUCUUGUCUUUUUCUUUGAUAGAAAAUUCACAUCUUGCUGCUCCAAGAACUGCCUUUUUGACUCAGUCACUCAGUGCUGACACCGCAUCUCAUCACUGGUAAUGGUGCAGUUGAGGAAACUCACUUUCAGCCUCAGUGGGUCCUGACAAACUUUCGUACAGUGUUCUUUCUGUUCCUGUGUGAGCGUUUCUGGCACUCAGCGCAAGCUUUGUGAUAUUUCAACAUUAUUUCCGACACACUGAAGUAGAUACUUAUCCUAUACAGUUUCCUGAUUACAAUCUGCUGCUUCACGUGGAUAAAUUUUGUAGUGUGACAUCUGUGUUGAGCCAUCUGGAAUGUGGCUUAUCUUCAGUGUCACUGUCACCACUGCUAAAAUCCACCACCUACCACUUCACUGUGCUCACAUCCACUCUUGGAUCUCCAGAAACAUUCUGUGAGUGUUGUACAUCAGUAGGUGCCAUUUUUUCCACAUGGAGGAAUUAAAUUCCACACCAUUAUUUCACCUGCACUUCCAUGUUAGACAUCAUUGUGUCAGGCUGUCCCUAUGCGGCCAUCUGUCACACAGCAACAAAAGGGAAUGGAAUAUGGGUGGGAAGGUUCAGAAUCUACUGCCAUACCACCGACAUCGACCUCUGAUGUUGUAGGCCACCAUAAUAAAACAGGAGGCAUUACUUUUGGAGCAGCCCUUGUAGCAUACAAUAUUAUACCACAAGGGCUUGUCUGGGAAAUGGAUGUGGUUCUGGGAAUCUGGUUUUCCAUGAUUCAAGUGUAGUAAAUGGAUAUUACUUAAGACUUAAUUAGAAGUAUUGGUAACGAUGGAAGUGUUUCAUGUUUCAGGUCUGUAUUUAAGCAACUUCUGAGUUUCGUCGGCAAAGCAACUGCUAGUGAAGGCUUUGGUGUGUAUUGAUACUUGAAGCAUUAAGAACCAGAUUAUUUUUAGAUGCUCUGCUUUUAAGUUCCUGUUUAUCUUCAGCUGUCCAGAUCUGAAAGAUAUUGUUCAGAAUUGUGAAAUUCUAGCUUGAACUGUUGGUUAGGGCCUCCAUGCAGUCUUGUCUUCAAGAAGCUGGCUGUAACACAGGGGAAUGUGAGAUUGUUUUGUUAAUUCACAUUUCUACCAUGUUUUUAUUGUUUCAAGCAUGAAUUUGAGGCUUAUGUUCUCUUUUCCACUGCAGUGGAACUUGUGAGGCAGUUAUUGUUGUGUUCUAUGUCACAGGGGUAUCUUCUGUUUUAUUGAAAGUUUUAGCUCCGGAUUGUUAAGUGUUAAAAUAAAAGCAAAAGUAAACUGGGUAAAAGAGGGAGGAUUUUAAAAGCAUCUUUCAUUUGUCAAGAAGAAGGUAAGUUGCAAUUUUUGAUUGGGAAGUUUGAGGGGGGUUUCGUCUAUUUCCACUCCGUCCUUCCUGCAACACUUGCAAAUCUGAUCUUGCCUAGAUAUUUAAAAUUUAACAUAUGACCUCCUUUAAAAUUGCAAGUGUACUUGCCUUUUCUUAAGAAAAGGUGGACAUAGUGAGUUACAGUCUAGUUUAUUCACGCUUAUAGCAAAAAAUUAUUGGCUUCACUUCUUAAUUUAGCAUCUAACUCCAGAAAGGAGUUUUAUUUCCAAAUGAGCCAGAAUGGAUAAAAAGCAUAGAGCUUCUGUGAGUUGGCUGAACGCUGCCUGUUGCCAUUCAGCUUGCUGCUAUCUGUUGUAAUGGAACAGAUAAUUCUUUGCAGACUACUACGUAAGGAAAAAAAAUAGCUUAUUUUUUCCCCAUGAGGUGUUGGCAGUGGUUUCACAGUGGGAGGUAUUAGGCUGAAAAAAACCCUUUUGAAAUUCCUUCCCCUUUGAUUGAACUGCAGGGAGGCAGUAUGUAGUUUUUCUAAGGAUCUGCUCUUUCAGAAAGCACUGCCAGCGAGAGGGGCUAGUAGCUGUGUGUCAUGUACCUGGCAACCUGCUUUUGUUACCUCCUUUGAAACAUAGGGAUGCCCCACUUUCUGCAGUGUGGCAGUUCAUACUAGUUCUAAGGGUUUGUGACUUUAAUAUUUCUCUGGUCUCCGAGGUUUGCAGCCAUUAUUUCUUACAGACCUCCUGCCUUACAAACACAAGGGCUGCCUUUUUUCCUGCCGAUAAUACAGUACAUAUUUGCGUCAAGAACGAAGCACUGGUGCUCAGGAACUGAAGGAUAACAUUCAGCAGGUACAAAUGAAAAAAGGAAAAGAAAAGCACUGCUUAGCUCAUUAUGUCUGUUCUUUCGUGAAAUGAAGGUAAGCAUUAUAGGGAGAUGCAAAUUACCCUAAAAAUAAAUUUCUUUCACCUUUGUAAAUGACAAGGUCUUUUUAGAAAUAGAGACAAUCACAUUUGUAGAUCACAUUUGCCUUUUAAAGGUAUUUUUCAUUAGAAAAGUAGUGAAUUGGGCCCCUCAUUCUUUUUAAUGCUUCAAAUGUGGACUUUACACACGUGAAGAGUCCAAUAUAAAGAAUUCAUAAAGCUCUAAGUUACAUAAAAGAAAGCAUAAAGGCACAAAGAUGAUUAAAUGCGUGCCUAAGUGCUUACGGGGGUUUGGUAAUGAAAGAAAACAUCCAGCCUGUUCUUCAUUUAGUAACAAAUACCUGGUGAAGUUACUUCAGUCAGUAUGGUCUGUCCCAUGUGGCAGGGACAGGAAUGUGGGAGAGAACAGAGUGGAGAGAUACACGUAAUCCGUUUAGAACAGAGCUUGCCAGUGUCCUGUAGCUAACGUUUUGAGGUUUUCAUGUUUGUAAAGCAAUUUGAAGCUGCUUAAAAUAAAUAUUAAUGACUACGUUUGCAUCUGUAUUCUACGUUUGGAUGUUUGUAAACAAUUUAGACUUUCCCUUUCUGUAGGCAAACAUUAUAAAAGCAGUCAUGUGGCAGGUGGCAGAAAAACCUACUUCUUUGUGCAAAGCUUCAAUAGAUCACUACUAUUUUUUUUUUUUUUCCCAAAUUAGAAUUAACAUUUAGAUAGUCUUUUAAAAUAGCUUUCCAUGGUCAGAUACCUUUGGAUUAAUAUUGAGUUGGUAGCUAGGGGAAAACCACUUCUAUUUGCAGAUGGUAGAUUUUAUUUAUGGGUCCGGUAGAGAAAGCUUUGCUGUAAGUCUAGGAGAUACAGUGUUACGUAGGACUGUACUGCAGCUGCGCUUAGGGGGCUUGUAUUACCUCAGUGGAACCCACCUAACUUCUACAUCAGUUAUGGGAACAGGUGAAGGGAAGAUUGAGCUAUGUUUUUUAAUUUUAAAUAUUUUUCCCUAUAUAUUGUUAUUUUUUUAGAUCUUUUUAAAGUAUAUUAUUAUAUGCUGGAGAAUGCAAUUCUGCUAUAGUAUCCCUCUUGUUUCUAGUGUACAAUAUCAGAUUCUUUGUAUUGAAAGGAAUGUAUUUGAUAACAGGAAAAGUUAUUUUCGAAGUCUGCUGUGUUUAUGUCUAGCAAUUGGAAAUACUUUUCCUAUAUAAAAUUAAUGUUAUAUAGAUAUAUAAAUAUAUAUGUGACCUCAUAUGUACAUUUGGAUUAACUGUCUAAUGACUACAUCAGGGCUGCUAUAUACUUAUCUGAAAAAAUUUACGAUUGCCUCUUUUAAACUGUUUUAAAAAGCCUUUUCUCUUGUCUCUUUUUGGCAGAAGGUAAUUUUCCCUAGCUGUGGGUACAGUAUGCUCAGACUUGCAUUUGUGCUCUGUUCAGUUUUUAAACUGAAAAAAAAAAAUUGUAUAAAAAUGUGUAUAAAGAGAAGUGUAAAUAAAAUAUUUUUAAGCUUUAAA
Tympanuchus pallidicinctus (lesser prairie-chicken) is the source of this 10309-nucleotide messenger RNA. RefSeq names its product kelch like family member 15 (gene KLHL15). Gene Ontology annotation, biological process: protein ubiquitination; nuclear protein quality control by the ubiquitin-proteasome system. NCBI's taxonomy places the organism in Eukaryota, Metazoa, Chordata, Aves, Galliformes, Phasianidae. The transcript has 4 exons. Bases 446 to 2260 code for a protein of 604 amino acids. The record is from RefSeq and is a predicted model, not a curated record. Gene Ontology annotation, molecular function: protein binding. Gene Ontology annotation, cellular component: nucleus; Cul3-RING ubiquitin ligase complex.